GGCCGUCUCUGUGUCAUGGCAGUAUAAGUGUUCGUGUCUGUGUCGCCCCUACGCUGCUUUUCAAUCCCCCUCAAAGGCGCGAAAACAACGCUUGCGCCCUUGUUUUUGUCGGCCGCGUUGCAACUUCGAGUCAUCGAACAUCACUCGUGCCAAGGAUGACCGACACAAGUUCACAGCCCGCCAAGCCAGAAGGGGAGGAAAAGUCCAAGAUGGAUGCAGCCAUGAUGCUCCUCUCGGGCAAGAGGGACUUCAUCGUCCAGGAUUAUGCGUCAGCUGCAGCGAGCCUGGAGGAGGCCUGUAAGCUUCUGGCGAACUUGUAUGGCGAGACCGCCAAGGAGUGCGGAGAAGCCUACCUCUUCUAUGGACGUGCGCUGCUCGAACUUGCUCGACAGGAGUCGGACGUGCUGGGAAAUGCCUUGGAGUCCGAAGAAGAGAAGGACGAUGAUGACGACGACGAUGAUGGUGAAGAUGGAGAAGAAGAAAAGUCUCAAGAAGGGGAUUCAGCUGGAUCUUCUAAGAGAGGUAGUGAGGAAGAAAACGGAAAAAAACAAGACGAAGAAGAGCAGUCUGGUUCUGCCGCGAAGCCGUCAGAAAUUCCAGGCGUAGCGAACGCGGCGGAAUCGAAAGACUCUUCUGGUGGUAGUGGUGAUGGUGGUGAGGUGGCGGCAGGUGCCGCCAUUGAGGUGAAGGCACAACAGAACGGUGGAGAAAACGAGGAAGAUGUGGAAGAAGAUCUUGAGAAGCCCGAGCCAGCAUUGAAGGAGGACACAGAACCACCGCCAAGCGAACCUGGCACCUCAACAGCGGGUCCCAGUGGUUCGUCGUCUCCCCCAAAAGAGGAAGAUGUUCCCAAUCUGCAGUUGGCAUGGGAGGUGCUUGAAAUAGCCAAGAACAUAUUUAAGAGGCAGGCGGAGGAAGACACGGAGAACCAGAACGAGCACCGCCUCAAGGUGGCCGAGGUGCUGCUGAGGUUGGGCGAGAUCAGCCUCGAGUCGGACAACUGCGAGCAGGCCGUGGAGGACUUCAGCGAGUGCUUGAAGAUCCAGAUGGAGCUGCUCGAGGCCGACAGCCGCAAGAUGGCCGAGACUUACUACCAGCGAGGGCUGGCCUACUCGUUCGGCGGGCUGUACCAGGAGGCCGUCAACGAUUUCCGAGAUGCCGUACGCGUCCUCGAGCUGCGCCUCGAAAAUUGCAACCGGUUUGUUAGCGAGAACAAGGACAAGGAGCGCAAGGGCAGCUUAGAGGACGACCCCGUAUGGGUGGCUGAACGAGAAGUGGAGGAUUUGCAAUUACUGCUGCCUGAAGUGCGGAACCGCGUACAGGACACCGAGGACACUAUCCAGCAAGACUGCCGCGCCCUCAAGGACGCCACGAUUCAGAAGAUGCGGGAGCGCUUACCAGCAACAUCACCUGUCAAGAAAAGCUCAGAUUCCGGACCCGAACCCAGCCGUCCAGUCAAUGUCAUCACUCAUCUCAUAAAGCGAAAGCCCGGCACAUUGCAGAGAACGAGUGACGGCGGCAGCUCUGCGGGAAGUUCCACUUCCGUGCCCAAGAAGGUCAAGUCCGAGGUCACGGAAACCAAUGGCGAGUCCUCUGAGAAACCCCUGGCAUCGGAAACACCGACGGCGAACGACUGUGAAAAGCCUGCCGCGUCUCCUUUAAAGACUGUGGUAUCUUAGUGGAUUGUGAAUUUGUAACAGCACGUGCACCGCAAGACUGUACGUCCGGUUGCCGUCAGAAAGCAGUGCACGCGAAGAAACUGCCCUUCACUACGUAUAUACAUAUACUGCCUUGAUCUGUGUGGUUGGGGUAGUUAACACCCGUCACGUCUGUCCAAGCAGCAGUUACUUUUUUUUUUUUUUUUUCUUACUUUCGAGUGUAUCAUUUCAUGCUGUAUAAAAGUACCAUUGAAUGUGUUGUAUUUAACGCUGAAGCAUGUGUUUCUUCAUGUGAUGCGAUUGCUUGGUUGUAACUAAUAAAAAAAAAUGUCCGUUUUUAUAUAAAAAUGGGAUGCUACUUGA
Messenger RNA from Rhipicephalus sanguineus (brown dog tick), 2021 nucleotides. RefSeq names its product protein HGV2. The record is from RefSeq and is a predicted model, not a curated record. Gene Ontology annotation, cellular component: nucleoplasm. Gene Ontology annotation, biological process: DNA replication-dependent chromatin assembly; CENP-A containing chromatin assembly. NCBI's taxonomy places the organism in Eukaryota, Metazoa, Arthropoda, Arachnida, Ixodida, Ixodidae. The coding region runs from base 156 to 1679 and encodes 507 amino acids. The transcript is spliced from 12 exons. Gene Ontology annotation, molecular function: histone binding.